CUAGUUUAUCGUACCCUUUUUCUAAAAUGUAUUGAAUUUCGAGUUUCGACAUACAGUGUAUAAAAGUAAAAUAACUUACUACCUAGUUACUUUAUAAUACAUAGUACAUUUAAUUUAUUCUGUGAUUUUUACAUUUUUACAUUUUUCAUUCUACAUUAGAUUACACAUUAAUAGAUAACUUAAAAAUAAUUUAUCAGUCACGAGAUUAAAUUUAUAAUAAAUAUUAAUAUAUAGAAACAUUUAUUUAUAUAAAAUUAAAAAUAAUAUACUACACGAAACUAGUCAAAUCCUAUCUGUAACAAUUUUAUGAUAACCGAGAAUAUUGUUAAUCGUUCCCGAAAUAAAACAAGUAACAACAAAUCCCCGAGUUCCUGAUUGCCGUGCCUAGGCCUACACUAUACAGUCUACACUCUACAGUAAUAACUGCGUAAUCCUACUUAAAUACGCAGCGACACCUUACAAUAGAUAAUAGUAAAUUUGUCUCAUCUAAUAAUUAAAUUAAGUAUUAUCUAAAUGAUGGCAAGGAAACGACGUAGCACCACUGAAAUAAAUACAGCUGAAAAUGCUUCGGUUCCAAAACGUCGUUAUACUAGUGCACAAAGAACUCAUCUUGAAGAAAUGAUGGUUUUUAAUCAAAAAAAAUGUCUUUCGUGGUAUCAUAAAUAUACAAACGAUGUCGGUGAAUUAGGACCCGAAGGCAUGGAAAAAUUUUGUAUGGAUAUUGGGGUUGCUCCAGAAGAUUUAGUUAUGCUUGUUUUAGCAUGGAAAAUGAAUGCUAAAUCAAUGGGAUAUUUUACUAGUGCUGAAUGGUUAAAGGGUCUUACAGAAUUACAGUGUGAUUCAGUUAAAAAACUUCAAAGUAAAUUAGAAUCUUUGAGGUUGUGUUUUAAUGAUCCAUUAGCUUUCAAAAGUAUUUAUAGAUAUGCAUAUGAUUUUGCAAGAGAUAAAGAUCAACGAAGUAUGGACGUAGAAACUGCAAAAUUAAUGUUAAAUUUAUUACUUGGGAAACAAUGGAAAUUAUUCCAAUUAUUUGCUGAUUUUAUAGACCAAUCCAAGUAUAGAGUUAUUAAUAAAGAUCAGUGGUGCAAUAUAUUAGAAUUUUCACGUUCUAUUUCUACAGAUUUGACAAAUUAUGACAUAGAUGGAGCUUGGCCUGUUAUGCUAGACGAGUUUGUGGACUGGUUAAAAAACAAAGGUGAAAACAGCUGAAAUAAGGAAGUUGAUUAUUGCAGACCAAGAUUAGUUACUGAAAUAAUACAAGUUAAAUACAAUUGAAUAAAAUGGAAUCGAUCUCUUAUUUACUUUUUCAAUAUCCAUACAAAUAAAUACAUUUUUAAUUUCUAAUCAUGUUUCAAAAAUACAGUUCAUAAUACAAAUCACUUUUUUGCAAGUCUUCUAUUAAAAAUAUUUUUUUAUAAUAAUAAUAAUCAGAAUUAUAAUAAAAUUAUUCACACUGA
Molecule: messenger RNA, 1457 nt
Organism: Aphis gossypii (cotton aphid)
Lineage: Eukaryota; Metazoa; Arthropoda; Insecta; Hemiptera; Aphididae
Gene: SCCRO4
Product: DCN1-like protein 4
Exons: 7
Coding region: 514-1209 (231 amino acids)
Biological process (GO): protein neddylation; positive regulation of ubiquitin-protein transferase activity
Cellular component (GO): ubiquitin ligase complex
Molecular function (GO): ubiquitin-like protein binding; cullin family protein binding; ubiquitin conjugating enzyme binding
Source: RefSeq, a predicted model, not a curated record